AUGAUCAAGAUCUGGUCGCUCAAGAAGGACGAGGAGAGCGCACGCAAGCGCAAGCCAAAGACGAGCCCGGCACAGCUGCGCGUGCAGAAGGACCUGACGGAGCUGGAGCUGCCCAGCACGAUGAAGACCAACUUCCCGGACCCGGCAGACGUGCUCAACUUCACGCUCACCAUCGAGCCCGACGAGGGCAUGUACAAGGCGGGCGCCUUCAACUUCUCCUUUGCCAUCAACAACAACUACCCGCACGACCCGCCGAAGGUCAAGUGCCUUCAGAAGAUCUACCAUCCCAAUGUCGAUCUCGAGGGCAACGUGUGCCUCAACAUCCUGCGCGAGGACUGGAAGCCCGUGCUCAACCUCAACUCCGUCAUGGUCGGCCUGCAGUACCUCUUCCUCGAGCCCAACGCCGACGACCCGCUGAACAAGGAGGCGGCCGAGGACCUGCGGAGGGAUCGAGCGGCGUUCACGCGCAACGUCAAGACGUCGCUGGCCGGCGGCAGCGUCAAGAACAUCAGCUACGACCGCGUGACGAAGUAG
This is a messenger RNA of Tilletiopsis washingtonensis, 534 nucleotides long. Its product is annotated as putative ubiquitin-conjugating enzyme E2. The transcript is spliced from 6 exons. NCBI's taxonomy places the organism in Eukaryota, Fungi, Basidiomycota, Exobasidiomycetes, Entylomatales. Bases 1 to 534 code for a protein of 177 amino acids. The record is from RefSeq and is a predicted model, not a curated record.